Aphidius gifuensis is the source of this 1207-nucleotide messenger RNA. RefSeq lists its product as uncharacterized. Bases 106 to 1176 code for a protein of 356 amino acids. Lineage: Eukaryota; Metazoa; Arthropoda; Insecta; Hymenoptera; Braconidae. The transcript is spliced from 3 exons. The record is from RefSeq and is a predicted model, not a curated record.
ACGCAAUAAAACAUAUUCGUGUAAUCACGUGUAAUUUUGUAUGAUUCUCUUCAUAAUAAAAUUAAUUCCCACUGUCAAUAAAAUAACGUCUGGCUACUGAAAAAAAUGGCACAAUCAAGUGAUGAACCCCCAAAGAAAAAAAAAUGUGGCAAAAGCUUGUGUCACUUGUUAAACAUUCGUAGUGGAACAGUGGAUCUUCCUGGUGAUGAAGAAAUCACAUUGACUGUUGGUAGCAGAAGCAUGAAUAUCAUGAACGUAACACUAGAUGAUUAUGCUUACUUGGAUUCUAAUUUAGACGUUGCCUAUUAUGGUCAAGAAGAUAAAAAAAUAACAGACACAGAUGUUCGUAAGUCCAAACACACAAAAACAUUCAACAUCAAUUUGAACAUUAGGACAAUACUCAAGAACAUAAAAGUUGAAGGAUACAUUGAUCAAUACAAAUUAAAUUAUUAUAAAACUGGUGAUUUUUUUCUUUCACAUCGUGAUACAAAUCGUCGAGGACUAAUGGGUACAUUUAUUUUAUUAUUACCAUCAGAAUAUAUUGGUGGUGAAUUAUGUUUUGGAGAUUACAAUGCUGAAGAACAUCUGGAUAAAUCAACAUUAAGAUUUAUUUAUUUUAAUGGUGAAUUGGAACAUUCAGUUACCAAAGUUUUGAGUGGUCAUCGUUUAUCAUUGGUUUACAAUAUUUAUAAUUCACGUUAUCAUCAAAAUAACAUUAUUGAACCAGCAGCAGUUAAUAUUCAUUUUCCUGAUGAAUAUUAUAAAGAAUUAUUGGAUUAUACAAUUGAAUAUUGUAAUGGAAAAAAAAAUAUAUUGCUGGGUCAUUAUAAACAUCGUAAUGAUGUAUUUAAACGUUUACUCAAUGACAUUGGUAAUAAUUGUAAGGUCAUUACAGUAUCAGUUGAUAGAAAAUCUCCAAUAAGUACAAUUGAAACUGUUUAUACAUUGUAUAGUCCUGAUCCAAAUAUCCCCGAAUCCGAAUUUGAUGAAUUUGAUGAUCUCAUUGAAAACGAGUAUGAUGUUAGACAUACAUUAUUUGCAGAUAAUGGCAAUUUAAAAAAAGACUCAAUAGAAUUUCCUGGAUAUGCCGGCAAUUCACCAGAAUACUACAUGGUCACAAUUGAACACUACACUGCUUAUUUGAUUAAUCCAGAUAGACCUAGAAGAAGAUCGUAAAGAAAAAAAAAAAUUACCUAAUUAAAUAAAU